This is a messenger RNA of Ochlerotatus camptorhynchus, 1502 nucleotides long. RefSeq names its product TATA binding protein (gene Tbp). Gene Ontology annotation, biological process: DNA-templated transcription initiation. Gene Ontology annotation, molecular function: DNA binding; RNA polymerase II general transcription initiation factor activity. The coding region runs from base 165 to 1124 and encodes 319 amino acids. The transcript has 4 exons. Lineage: Eukaryota; Metazoa; Arthropoda; Insecta; Diptera; Culicidae. The record is from RefSeq and is a predicted model, not a curated record.
AAAACGAAGCUUUCCUGCUUUCGGGACCUAAAUCCAACAAUUCCUAAUUACCUGAGAUAGACUAGAAGCGAAAAACAUAGCGUUCGGGAACACCUAAUCGAGAAAGUUCUUCUCACUAACUGUAAACAACUGAGGAAGGAGGCCGAUCAAACGCCAUAAACAACAUGGAUCAGAUGCAGCUGAGUCCGGGGUUCUCGAUUCCGAGUAUCGGAACCCCGCUGCACCAACCGGAGGAAGAUCAGCAGAUUCUGCCCCAUGCCUACCAGCAGCAGCAACAAUCGAUGCCUCACAUGACUCCGAUGGGUGGCCUUAGCGCGUACGGGUUACCUUCCGGAAUGGGAACACCCGGAAAGAACAUGCACACCUAUGCACCCAGUUUCGCAGCACCCCAAAGCAUGAUUCAACCGCAAACACCGCAAAGCCUCAUGUCCCCAAUGGUACCUAUGACGGAGAGCAAAGCGUCAGCAACACCCAUUCAUAAUAGCGGGAGCAGCGUACGGGACCCGGACAACAUCGGAAGUGUAAACAUCCACCAGACGAUGGGUCCCGCCACGCCGAUGACACCAAUGACCCCAAGCGAACCCGCCAUCCUGCCCCAGCUGCAGAACAUUGUGUCAACGGUGAAUCUUAGCUGUAGGCUAGAUCUUAAGAAAAUCGCCCUGCACGCCCGUAAUGCCGAGUACAACCCAAAACGUUUCGCCGCGGUUAUCAUGCGAAUUCGAGAACCGCGAACCACGGCGCUGAUUUUCUCUAGCGGGAAGAUGGUCUGUACUGGAGCGAAGAGCGAGGAGGACUCCCGACUGGCGGCUCGAAAGUAUGCGCGAAUUAUCCAAAAACUGGGAUUUACAGCUAAAUUCCUCGACUUUAAAGUUCAAAACAUGGUCGGCAGUUGUGAUGUACGGUUUCCGAUUCGAUUGGAAGGUCUGGUCCUAACGCACGGUAAGUUCAGCUCCUACGAGCCGGAAUUGUUCCCUGGGUUGAUCUACCGUAUGGUGAAGCCGAGAAUUGUGCUGCUCAUAUUCGUGUCCGGAAAGGUGGUACUUACCGGUGCCAAAGUGCGGCAGGAAAUCUACGACGCGUUCGACAACAUCUAUCCGAUUCUGAAGAGCUUCAAGAAGCAGUAGUUGGGGCUCAGCAAUUCCAUUCCCAAGAGCCUAAGCUUUUUUGUUUUAACCAUUUGAUGUUUGGGUAUCGUAUAAUAGUGUUUCUUUUUCGGUUUACAAUCGUCUGGAAGUGAAUUCAAAGCAAGAAUAAUUAAUAGGAACUGUAAAAGUUGUUGGGUCGCUGCUUUUGGUGGCGAAUUUUUCUGAAUAAAUCAUUGAACAAUUUAUCAAAUCAAAUCGGAAAACAACUGCUACAUACAGCUUUGCGCUAGGAUAUUUCGCAGCUAGGAGCUGAUAGUCUUAGAUUUUUAGCAUUAGGCAGGUUUCCCAAUAACAGGAAUUCGGCUCUUACCGUUUGUUAUUCGAUAACAAAUUGACUAAUACAUUAUCACAAUUCGA